Colletotrichum aenigma is the source of this 735-nucleotide messenger RNA. RefSeq lists its product as uncharacterized. NCBI's taxonomy places the organism in Eukaryota, Fungi, Ascomycota, Sordariomycetes, Glomerellales, Glomerellaceae. Bases 1 to 735 code for a protein of 244 amino acids. The transcript is spliced from 2 exons. The record is from RefSeq and is a predicted model, not a curated record.
AUGGCUACUGUUACACCCCGCCGGUUCGCCCCGUUGAAGGAUGGAGCCGCGGCCAACUCAAACGCCCCGCGGUUGAAAGGCAUCGUCUUUGACGUUGACGGAACGCUAUGUGAACCCCAAACAUACAUGUUCAAAGAAAUGCGCGAUGCUCUCAAGAUUACAAAGUCCGUCGACAUUCUUGACCACAUUUACGCUCUCCCGACCCCAGAGGCCCAAGAAACGGCAAUGGAGUCCAUCAGACAGAUCGAGAGGACUGCCAUGGCGUCGCAGGUCGCCCAGCCCGGCCUCGUCGAGCUGAUGUCUUACCUCGACAGCCGUGGUGUCCGGAAGGGCAUCUGCACCCGCAACUUCGAUACGCCCGUUACCCACCUCCUCGGCAAGUUCCUGGAAGGCUCCCUCUUUGAGCCAAUCAUCACUCGCGAUUUUCGUCCGCCAAAGCCCGACCCUGCCGGUAUCCUGCACAUCGCCAAAAGCUGGGGGCUGGUCAAAGAGGCACCGAUCGGGGCUGAUGGUCAAGAAGCGCAGGGCGAUGCGACUGAGCUCAUCAUGGUAGGAGACUCAAUCGACGACAUGACGGCUGGCCGAAGAGCGGGCGCGGCGACAGUGCUCCUCGCAAACGACGUGAACGUGCAUCUGGUGGACCACGAGCAUACCGACCUCGUAAUACGGCGCCUGGAUGAACUGAUUCCUAUUCUGGAGGAUGGAUUCCACAGCAGAGAGACUGGAGCUGCAUAG